Penicillium manginii is the source of this 1170-nucleotide messenger RNA. RefSeq lists its product as uncharacterized. Gene Ontology annotation, molecular function: metallopeptidase activity. The record is from RefSeq and is a predicted model, not a curated record. The coding region runs from base 1 to 1170 and encodes 389 amino acids. Lineage: Eukaryota; Fungi; Ascomycota; Eurotiomycetes; Eurotiales; Aspergillaceae. The transcript is spliced from 4 exons.
AUGAUUUUCUCAUCUUCCCAGUUGCGACUCUUUCCCUACAUAGCCAUCUUGCUCUUGGGAUUCCUGGCACAAAGUACGAGUGCUAAGAUAAAGACCAGCGAUGUUUUCAACGUCAUGACAGAUGCUAUGGGCUUUGGCGGCAGCUGCGACGCUAGGAUUGCAGCUGCUAAGGCAGACAGCUCAAAGCCCAACCCUGAGGAUGCUAUUCAACAGGCUUUAGAUCUUUGCAACGCAGCCAUUGCCGCGCUUGGGAAAGCCGCCGAGUCAGGGAGUAUUCCAAAACUUCUCUCAAGCACCUAUAAGCAAGACAGGAAACGCAUUCUCUUUCUUGCGGAAAAGUUUUGGGGUGCAGACAUCCAUCCUAAAACUUUGCAACACCGGUCGAAAGCGUCGAAAGAUAACAUAAACGACGCCAUAGCCAGUUACAAGAAAUUGAAGGAUUACAUUGAGGGAAAGAAAAAGGAUUAUCGGUUUGCCUGCGAUGACAGCUGGGCAAAAACUGUUACGCAUCUGCAGACCGAAUUCAAUGGCAAACCAAAAGGCACCGCUAUCACCGAAAUUGAUUCCCUUCAAGCCCUGGAUCCUACCAACCCUCACAGUAUAAUGUUAAAUUAUGCGUGGUACGACAAGAGCAAAACUGAAGAUAACGUGCCCUAUGCGUAUUUCGUUAAGACCAAAUGGAGUAAGAAUGGACCAUGCGAGGGAAUAUACGAACAGCAGGCAAAGAAAGCAGCCAAGGAUUCGUACGUCAAGCCCCAAGCUGCGGAAUUGGCGAACCAAAAAAUGAUCUACAUCUGUCCCGCGGUUUGGGAUCUCGAUGAUGGUAGAUUGAAAGUGGAUCUCAAGACUUACACUGGAAGCGGUGGGAAAGAGAUUGAUACUACUGAUGAGUCGCAGCUGUUGGGCACAUACGUAACUCCUGGGGGAGUGCUUCUCCAUGAAAUGGCUCAUCAUGUUUUGGAAGGAAGGGAUGGUGGACCUGAGGGAGGUUUAGGAUACGGGUGGGAUAAUUGCAUUCGUGGUCAGAGAGACCCAGCAAAUGCGAGAUUGAAUCCGGACUCAUUUCUCUUUUUUGGCAUUGCAAUGUAUCUAGAAAAAUACUCCUGGAUCUAUGGUCGGGCCAUGAAACUAGACACAAUGCCUGGGGAAGACAACGCAUGGCGUGGCUAG